Suillus subalutaceus is the source of this 2167-nucleotide messenger RNA. RefSeq lists its product as uncharacterized. The transcript is spliced from 3 exons. Gene Ontology annotation, molecular function: metalloendopeptidase activity. Bases 147 to 1901 code for a protein of 584 amino acids. Gene Ontology annotation, cellular component: mitochondrial inner membrane. NCBI's taxonomy places the organism in Eukaryota, Fungi, Basidiomycota, Agaricomycetes, Boletales, Suillaceae. Gene Ontology annotation, biological process: mitochondrial protein processing; protein quality control for misfolded or incompletely synthesized proteins. The record is from RefSeq and is a predicted model, not a curated record.
GGAAGCCUAACGUUAGUAACUGCGGCACAGCCAAACCGAAGCACAGCCACAAAUACUGUCUCUGACUUUGAUAGCGGCACCGCAGCUUGAGCGCCAUCAAACUCUAUAACUUGGGGAAAUACACUUGUUCGACAGAACCAUGUACAAUGUUUCGCCCAGCAUUGAGAGUCACGUCCAGAGUUCCUUCAAUUUCCUCGAUGUCCUGGCGCUUCCCUUCAGCUGGCGUUCGAGCGGCAAGAGUAGUAGUAACAGCACGUUCAAGUUCAUAUCAUUCCGCGCCAAAACCCAGCGGUCUUAUCCUUGGCCAAGUUCACAUAUGUAGUAGGAGGCAAAUAUGGCAUGCACAGAGAGGAGUUGCACCAUUUCAUUCUUCUGGGCCGAACCAGGGACUUCCUCUCAUACCGAUUCUACUGGGUGCAUUCAAGGCCUCGACUACUGUGGAGGUAGUGCGCACCGCUGCCCGUAUUGCGCUUACGUUCCUGCCCCUCAUCUUUUUCAAAAAUCGCUGGUCAAAGAAAUACCUCAAGCAUCACGAUAAAUUUCAUCCUGGUGUACUGGUCGAUGAAGAGAAAAAGGCCGAAAUUCUCAAACGUAUACGUGCAAGGACACUUGUUUUUAAUGUGCUUCUUUUUGUCCCUUUCACAUUAUUCUGGUUGGCAAUUCUAGCAAGCGCCGAGCAGACACCUAUCACAGGACGAUGGCGGCUCAUCAUUCUAUCUCCUGAAGAGGAGGAUGAGAUAGCUGCGCAGCUCAGAGGCCCAAAUUGGUAUCAUACUGUCACAGAAAUUCUCUCGAUAGACGGUCCGCCCAAGUUGAUUCCAACCACUGAUUGGCGAUACCAGUGGGUACGUGACACCUUACGGCGAUUGGAGGCUGGCAUUCCCGUAUUACAGCGUGAACAAGAGCUAGCUUCACAUUGGUUAGAUGCAACUCCUGAUCAGCCGCCAUUACCUCCACCUGCAGAGUAUCCCCUACGGCCUCGACCCCGAGCCACGGACACUAUGAGGAGGUGGUCGGAAGGGCUCUGUGGUCGAAGCUCACCUCAUUCGGCUCAUGUCAUCGCUGGACCACCAUAUUCACUUCUUAUCGUUGACAAACACGACGCGGCUAACGCAUUUUCGUACGGCUUUGGGCCAGAUGGCGCUUGCGGCGUCGUGAUUUACUCUGGAUUCAUUGACAACAUCCUUUCCAAAGCUCCUCCAUCAGCUUUCUCGUCUGGCUAUACCCCACAGACUCUACCUGAAGAAAGCUCGUGGUGGACACGCCUUUUCGGUUCGCUCUUUAUCUCACCAUUAUCCACAUUACCACCCCAUCCAGUGCCCACAGAGCAACAAACAGCCGAACUCGCCAUUCUCCUUGCCCAUGAAGUUGCACAUCUCGUUCUCUCGCAUCACCUUGAGACGCUCUCAUCCGUCACUAUCAUGGUCCCUGCCUUGAUUUCCAUGUUUGCUGACUUCACGCGCACCCUCUUAUUCCCCGUGACGAUGUUGUUUGGGCCGUUUGUCAACGACGCAGUUGCCCAGCUGGGUAAAGUUGGUUCUGGGGAACUGACUAAAAUAGGGGAAUACUGCACUAGCGUGCACCAAGAGAUAGAAGCGGAUGUUGUAUCCGCGAGGAUCCUUGCGCAUGCCGGGUUUGAUGCGCGCCAAGCAGUAGCGUUCUGGGAACACAAACAGAAUGCACCUCAAGCUGCCGAAUGUACAUUAACUGGUCGCCCGGAGACAAGCAAUUCGAGUUGGGUGCUUGCCCGACAGAUCACGGGCUCCUCGCAUCCUGUGAAUGAGGUUCGCAUAGAGAAGCUCAAGAGCGAGCUCGUCCGAUGGGAACUGGAAAAACGCGUCGCGGAGAAGAAGCGUAUUAUGGGAGAGCCAGAACGAAGCUCGAUAUUGGCAUUUGUUUGAGAUUAGAGUGUCGAAGCUUUAGGGCUACAAAUUUGGGAAAUGUUGUAAUUUAUUUGCCAACUGCAGUCCGUUCCUUUUGAUAUCUUUUAUACACGAUUUAUCGUUAGCACACCUUGCUUUUAGUUUUACAUUUAGGCAAUGUUCUAUGUACUCAAUGCUCAUAUUGAAAUCGUCAUUCAGGUAUUUAGGCCCUGUUGUCAUUCCUUGGAAGCCAAAUCCUUAUUGGCGGGAGGCAGUACGGAAACGUCGUGCAGGUGCUGCAGGAU